AAGAGGGUGUUUUGGAGAGAUGGGCCAUCGUUGUUGCAGCAAACAGAAGAUCAAAAGAGGAUUAUGGUCUCCAGAAGAAGAUGAUAAGCUUGUUACAUAUAUCACAACUCAUGGACAUAAAAGUUGGAGUUCUGUCCCAAAGUUUGCAGGCCUACAGAGAUGUGGAAAGAGUUGUAGGUUAAGAUGGACAAAUUAUUUGAGGCCGGAUCUAAAAAGAGGUUCCUUCACUGCCGAAGAAGAACAUAUCAUAAUUGACAUACAUAGAAUUCUCGGAAACAGGUGGGCACAAAUAGCAAAGCACCUUCCUGGUAGAACUGACAAUGAAGUGAAGAAUUUUUGGAACUCAUGCAUUAAAAAGAAGCUCAUAUCUCAAGGGUUAGAUCCACAAACUCACAAUUUACUUUCUUCUCGUAAAAGAAACAACUCAUCAUAUCCAAACUCCAAUUCCAUUUUGAUUCUUACUUCACAAAUGACACCAAAUGCUACUUAUCUAGUUGAAACAACAAGCCAAACCUUUUCUCCACCAAGCAUUAUUCAAACUCCUUCUACAAUUGUUUCCACCAACCAAUAUCAGACAUCCUUCCAUGUAAAUUCAAAUCAACUAUAUGUCCCCGAGCAGGAACAGGCUCGAAUGUUACCCGAGAACAUAUCGAAUAUUUGUUCUUCAUCCUGCUUAGACACUACGGAUGUCGAAAUGUCUAAGAAUGAAGAAGGAUCACAAGCUCAAGUGGAGGAAGAGAAGGAGAAGAUGUAUGAGAAGGGAAUGGAUUUUAGUGAAAUGAAUGGUUGUUUUGAGGGUUCUAAGUUUGAUUUUGGGUUGUUGGAGAGUGUACUAAACUCUGAGUUUAUAUCUCAUGAUAUAGAUUUUAUGGAUGAACUUGCAUGGAACUUUUAG
Lathyrus oleraceus (garden pea) is the source of this 895-nucleotide messenger RNA. RefSeq names its product transcription factor MYB86. NCBI's taxonomy places the organism in Eukaryota, Viridiplantae, Streptophyta, Magnoliopsida, Fabales, Fabaceae. The record is from RefSeq and is a predicted model, not a curated record. The transcript is spliced from 3 exons. Bases 20 to 895 code for a protein of 291 amino acids.